AUGUAACGAUGAGAUAUGAAACACGCUGCCGUCUUCUCUAUUCGUCGGAAUUUCGUCCGCCUACUGAGUUUCCAAACACCUGACAUGAUUCCUUUCUCAAAAUUAAAAACCAACCCCCUCUCUCUCCUGCAUGCAGAAAAAGAUAUGCAUCUAAACAAAACCUCCUCUUUUCCCUCUCUCUCUCUCUCUCUCUAAACCUAACCCCUCUUCCUCUCUCUCUCUAUUUCUAAAUCUUCCCUCCCACCUAAACCCCACUCCCGUCUUCCUCUCACCCAUGGCUAAAUCCUCGUUCUCUCUCUUGAUUAUACUCUCGCUCUUCUUUCUCUUUCUAAACCCUGUCAAAGCAGAUUCAGUCCAUGAAUUGCUGCAGAGCAAGGGUUUGCCUGCUGGUCUUUUGCCCAAAGACGUGAAAUCGUACUCUCUUGAAGACGAUGGCCGCCUCGAAGUUCAUCUUGAUCAACCCUGUUACGCCAAAUUCGACGGCAUGGUUUAUUAUGAUCGAGUAGUUCGGGGGAACCUCAGCUAUGGCGAGCUUAUUGGAGUUGCAGGUUUCUCUCAAGAAGAGCUCUUUCUGUGGCUUCCUGUUAAGGGUAUCAAGGUUACAGACCCCGAUUCUGGUGUUAUUCUCUUUGAUAUUGGGGUGGUUCAUAAGCAGCUCUCGUUCUCUCUCUUCGAGGACCCUCCGGAUUGUAGGCCAGAGGUCAAGCAAUCGUUGAGGCUCAUAUCAAAUGAUUUGUUGGGUAAGAUUGACAAAAAUCAGGAGGAGUACUUCUAGUAUCAAGGCGGGGUGAUUUGGGUCGUUAACACUUCAAAACUAGGAGCACAAUAAUCAAGACUUUUAUGCUAAUCUUAGUUACCUCCUAAUCACUAGAGUUUCUAGGUGAAUCUUACUGGUGUAUGAAAUAGGGAUUAGGGCUUCACUGUAAAUGGGAUGGCAUUAAUGAGGUUUCUUUUAUGUUU
Amborella trichopoda is the source of this 960-nucleotide messenger RNA. RefSeq lists its product as uncharacterized. NCBI's taxonomy places the organism in Eukaryota, Viridiplantae, Streptophyta, Magnoliopsida, Amborellales, Amborellaceae. The record is from RefSeq and is a predicted model, not a curated record.